Molecule: messenger RNA, 1157 nt
Organism: Ilex paraguariensis (yerba mate)
Lineage: Eukaryota; Viridiplantae; Streptophyta; Magnoliopsida; Aquifoliales; Aquifoliaceae
Source: the annotation of a GenBank genome assembly
CAACUCGUACAUCGGUCAACUCGGUCCACCACCGGUUCACUACCAAUCAAUACGCCACCGGCUCGUCGAAUCCAAACCCGGUUCUUCGAUUUUCCGACUGAGCAACCCCCCAAAACGGCGUAGUUUUUUGUUUCGGUAUGACGUCUGGGACGAGGCUUCCGACAUGGAAGGAGAGAGAGAACAACAAGCGGAGGGAGAGGCGGCGACGAGCGAUCGGCGCGAAGAUCUUCGCUGGACUGAGGAUGUACGGUAACUAUAAGUUGCCCAAGCACUGUGACAACAACGAGGUCUUGAAGGCUUUGUGUAACGAAGCUGGGUGGAUUGUUGAAGAAGAUGGUACUACCUAUAGAAAGAUUAACAGUGGCCAGUAUAAGAAGGAAAAUGUCCAGACUGGAUGCAAACCAGUGGAACGUACUGAUAUUAUGGGUGGUUCAGCAUCAGCCAGCCCAUGCUCAUCAUAUCAGCCAAGUCCAUGUGCAUCUUACAACCCAAGCCCCACAACAUCGUCCUUUCCUAGUCCAAUCUCAUCCCAUUAUGCUGUCAAUUCCAAUAAUAAUGCUGAUCCUAAUUCCCUCAUUCCAUGGCUUAAAAACCUGUCAUCUGGCUCAUCACCGCCUUCCUCCAAGCUUCCCCACCAUCUCUACAUAGCUGAAGGUUCUAUAAGUGCUCCUGUUACCCCGCCAUUGAGCUCUCCUACUGCCCGAACUCCCAGAAUGAAAAGUAAUUGGGAUGAUCCAACUGUUGGCCCAGCCUGGGCCAGGCAGCACUAUGCCUUCCUACCUUCUUCCACCCCACCAAGUCCUGGUCCUCAGACCCCGCCUGAUUCAGUGUGGCUUUCUGGUGCUCAAACUCCCCAGGAUGGGCCAUCAUCUCCUACAUUCAGCCUUGUCUCAUCAAACCCCUUUGCCUUCAAGGAGGCGUUAUCAGCUGCAGGGUCUCGGAUGUGGACUCCUGGGCAAAGCGGGACAUGCUCUCCAGCAGUUGCAGCUGGUUUUGACCCAACAGCUGAUGUUCCAAUGCCAGAUGUGAUUUCAGCUGAGUUUGCAUUUGGCAAUAACACCAAGGGGCUAGUGACGCCAUGGGAAGGAGAGCGGAUUCAUGAAGAAUGUGUCUCCGAUGAUCUUGAGCUUACUCUCGGGAACCCUAGCACAAGGUAA